AUGGCGACCCCUGGAACGCCGACUACAAACUGGCGCACGCCUUUUGACUUUAACAAAUUAGAGCCCAAAUGCAUCUUCCUUGUUCACCUCCCGACAUUCUUCCUGGUCAGCGGCCUAGCCGCCUUCAGCUCGUGGACCCGAGGCAGAAGUGGACGGGAAGGUCUGCUGUUUCCGCCUCUCCGCAUGCUGCGCCUGCGGCUGCCUCUCCGCAUCUUCCCACAAAAGCACCCAUCACUCCCUGGCUCGGGCGCCCUCAACCAUCAGCGUCUUGCCCACCACCGGCCUGCGCAAAAUGGAUGGGUUCUCGUAGUCGCCAGCGCAGACGCAGCUACAGGUCCCAGCGGCACAGUAGGGCGGGACCGAGGGUGA
Messenger RNA from Pyricularia grisea, 369 nucleotides. RefSeq lists its product as uncharacterized. Bases 1 to 369 code for a protein of 122 amino acids. The transcript is spliced from 2 exons. The record is from RefSeq and is a predicted model, not a curated record. NCBI's taxonomy places the organism in Eukaryota, Fungi, Ascomycota, Sordariomycetes, Magnaporthales, Pyriculariaceae.